Messenger RNA from Populus euphratica (Euphrates poplar), 1093 nucleotides. RefSeq names its product transcription factor bHLH79-like. The transcript has 6 exons. Gene Ontology annotation, biological process: regulation of DNA-templated transcription. Gene Ontology annotation, cellular component: nucleus. Gene Ontology annotation, molecular function: DNA-binding transcription factor activity; protein dimerization activity. The record is from RefSeq and is a predicted model, not a curated record. Lineage: Eukaryota; Viridiplantae; Streptophyta; Magnoliopsida; Malpighiales; Salicaceae. Bases 124 to 900 code for a protein of 258 amino acids.
ACAGGGACACAAAAAAAAAAAAAAAAAAAAAAACUCCAGUCUGAGCUUGACUAAGCAUCAACUUAGAGUCCACUGGCACACGCUGACGCUGUCUCCUUUCUGGUGACUCCAAUCCAAUCCAGUAUGGAUCCUCCAUUGAUGAACGAGAAGUCCUUCUCUGCGGCCAACCCAUCUUCCUACUCAUUAACUGAGAUGUGGCCUUUUCCACCUUCUUCUUCAACUGCUUUGGGCCUCCGGAUGGCUAAUUUGGCCGACCGAGAUGGGUCCGUUGACGAAUCCACUGUGACCGAGCAGAGGGGUAGAAAUGGAAAUGGAAAUAGGAAGGCUAGAGAUUUGAGUUCCGAGGAGGAUGACUCAUCCAUAAUGGUUUCUACCACCACUAGUGCCCAUGAUUUGAAUGAUUUGAAUGGUAAACGGAGGAAAAUUUCGGGGUCAAGGAAUGAAAACACUGAUUCAAGAGCUGAAAUAGAAGCAAAUUCUGCUGCUAAUAACAAGCCAGCUGAACCAAGCAGUAAACCAUCUGAGCCGCCUAUGCAAGACUAUAUUCAUGUCAGAUCAAGAAGGGGCCAAGCGACCGAUAGCCACAGUUUAGCAGAGAGAGCUCGGAGAGAGAGGAUUAGUGAGAGGAUGAAGAUACUCCAAGAUUUGGUCCCUGGGUGUAAUAAGGUCAUUGGUAAAGCACUUGCCCUUGAUGAGAUAAUUAAUUACAUCCAGUCACUCCAGUGUCAGGUUGAGUUCCUCUCAAUGAAGCUAGAAGCAGUAAAUUCAAGGAUGAGCACGAGCCCCGUGAUUGAAGGCCUUCAUCCAAAAGAUCUUGGUGCACAGCCAUUUGAUGCUACUGGAAUGAUAUUUGGCCCACAACCAACAAGAGACUAUGUUCAAGGAUCCCAAUCCAAAUAGCUACAUAUGCAGUUUGGUGGAAGUUUUAAAAGAGCAGCGUAAUCAAGGAACUAGAUUUCUUCAGUUUAUUGAGAAGAAAUUUGUUAUUGGCUUCCACAUUAGAUGCAGAAAUGUGUUUGUGAUAUCUGUGACCAUGACUGAAGUUGUACUAUCAUCUCAUUUGUAGAAAUACAUCUAAUUUUUAAUUGUAUCA